ACCUGGGCUGGGGUGUUGCGCAUUCUGCAAAGAGUGGCUACCCGCAGCACCGGCUCCAGCGCAAUCCCACCCACGUCCCGGACCCCUGGCCCGCUCGAUCCUCCGCGGGAGCCCCCUGUGUGGGGGAGUUUCCCCCUGCAGAGCCCAGUGAACAAAGGUCGCAGCCUGGCUCUUCAACUCACGAAUCCCUACCCUGACAUGAUGGCCACUGGCACCACUGCCUACAGCCCGAUGUACCGGGUCUUGAUCCGGGUGUCUGAGACCUACCCCAGAAUGGAGAGGAAACUGCAAAAGUAUUUCCAAAACUCAUGGAAGUCUGGGGGAGGCAAGUGCAAGGUCAAAUUUGGUCCCACAGAAGAUACUUUCUGGGUAGAGUUUUAUAAAAGACAAGCCAAAGAUGGUGUAAUAGCAAAGAGGGAUCACUCUUUGGCAGUCAGUGAUAUGUUAGAGGUGAAAAUCUUCAUAGAAGCAAGUGAAGGCCCAGAAGAGAACAACACUUUGGAAGCAAGCCAGCUUUCCUCUCAGACUAAGUCACUCUCAAAGGAAUUUCCAGAUGAGAAGCACCCAGAUGAAGGAGGUACUCCUAGCUCCUCUAAGUCUUUCAUUCAAAAGAUAUUUCUCCAUGUGGAGGCCCAACUGAACUUCAAGCUUUCCAAAGAGCUAAGGGAGACAAUUAUUAAUCUCUGCCCAAAUCUUAAAAUAAAAGAAGACCACAAUGGACCAGAGAAAGUGAUUGGUGACUAUGAAGAUAUUGAAAAAAUUUAUCUAUUCUUAAGUGAGAAGAUACUGGGAAAUGUCCGGAAAGAGGAUUUUCCCACCUCAGUUUCUGCAAGAGAAAUUGAGCACAUUAUGCCAAAUGACUACAACAGUUCUAUUCUUCACUCAAAUACAGAUCAAGGAACAGAAGAAGAGGCAGACCUUAUCUCAAUUCCUUCACAUCUGUAUGAAUAUUUCAAAUAUUUCUUUGCUGAAACUCUGGACAGAAUAGAAAGUGAGCAUCAAGUACGUAUCAAAAGUACCCUGGCAUAUCCUACUGGCAAUGUUUUUAUAGAGUUUGAGACAAGAAAGUCAUCUGAUAGGAUAGCAGCUCAAGAAGCUUUUACCAGAGCAUUUCAGAGGGAAAUAGAGAAUGUGAGCCGUCAGGAUGUUUAUUUCACAGAUAAUCAGCUGGCACUUGAUGUCCAAAAAACACUGACUGAUAUGUUUCAAAACCUCCAUAUUAAAGCUGAAGGAAAAGUCUUAAUGCUCUGGGGAAAUCCACAGGAUAUUUCAGGAGCUCAACAUUUCAUCGAAUCAAACUUCUCCCGCAAAGAACCUGUGGAAAUGAUGGUUUCCCAAAACAUGAUGCAGAAUCAAUUUGAGAUUGACACUGCUCACUUGCGUCUUCUGUACCAAGAAAUCAGAGAAAUAGAGAAAAAAUAUCACACUGUGGUGGAAUUGUUGCACAAUCCCCAAACUGAGAAAACCCUCAUUGUGUUUAAACCAAAAGACAAAGGCUUAGACCUUUCUACACAUGCUUGUGAAGUUUUCAUUGACAUCUUUCAGAUGCUCAUACCUCAGAUUGCCAAAGAGGUAGUGAUCCUGAAAUCAUUAGACCAAGAGAAAAAGUUGUGGCCAGAAAAGACCUUCUUUGAGGACUUUGACAGAAAGCACCCCUGUGUAAACUUGGAGUGGAAUGGACAAGAACUGACACUGACUGGUUUGCCCAAGUACCUUGAAGAAGCAAUGAAAUAUGUCAAGAGAUAUUUUAAUAUUGAAGAUACUGCUCAGCAGAGACAAGGGCCAGCUCUCUCCUUUGGAGCAAAUUGGAAUAGAGAGUCCAGAUCACCCUUGGACAAAUACGGUGAUGGCUUCAAUUUGACUUUACCUCCCUUCAAUGGAUUGCCUACUAGUGGGGACAUAAGAAAAGAGGAGGAGAAAGAAGAGGAGGAAGAAGAGGAGGAGGAGGAGGAAGAAGAGGAGGAGGAAGAGGAGGAAGAAGAGGAGGAGGAAGAGGAGGAGGAGGAGGAGGAGGAGGAGGAGGAAGAGGAGUGUGUCAUCUGUAUGGAAGUCAUUCGCCAGAAAGAAGUCCUCACAAAGUGCAAGCAUGGGUUCUGUAGUUCCUGUAUCAGAGAGGCCAUGAAACAUAAGCCAGUGUGCCCUGUAUGCCAGACUUCCUAUGGCGUCAUGAAAGGGAAUCAGCCAGAUGGAACGAUGACGACCUCUUACAGAACCUCUUCACUUCCUGGUUAUAAUUCCUAUGGCACCAUUGUGAUUCAUUACGACAUGCGGGGAGGCAUACAGACAGAAGAGCAUCCCAACCCAGGAAAACGCUUUGAAGGAACAAGGCGGGUGGCGUACUUGCCAAAUAAUGAAGAAGGACGCCAGGUCUUGCACCUCCUCAGAAGAGCUUUUGACCAAAGGCUGAUUUUCACCAUAGGACAGUCCCGGACCUCAGGAGUCAAGGAUGUGAUCACUUGGAAUGAUAUUCACCACAAAACUCUGCAGUUUGGCGGGCCAGAAAACUUUGGUUACCCUGAUCCCAAUUAUCUGCCACGAGUCAAGAUGGAGCUGAAGGCAAAAGGAAUUGAGUAAGAGUGCUGACUUCAAGGAUGCCUUGAGAGCUGGGCUUGCAAGAGCUGCAGCUGUGGACAGUAAUCAAAGCAACCAUUAAAGUAUUUGUGUAUCUAGGCACCAUUUAGAGAAAUAUAAAAGAAUUUGAGAAGAAACUGAGUUGUUUAAGACUGAACGGGAUAAACUGCUAUCUGCUAACAUGUCUAAUUUCUUGGAGUGUUUUACUUUCUAUUCAACAAAACCCAAAGUGUAUCUCUCCGUGCUUUCCUGCCUGUUUCCAUUUUUCUAUCACCAGGGAUACUGUAGUUAAGGAUUCUUCCAUUGUACCACUUACACAAGGUGAUGACUUACCCUCAGAUCCAUUCACAUUAUUUGUGGUUAGCUGUUUGUGGCCUCAGAACUCACCAGAGCUAGCUCUCUGCUAGCUGGUAUGGUAGCCAGGAACAUUGAAAAGAUUGUAACUCAUCUUCAAGAAGAUCAUUAUCUUCAAAUACUUACAAGAUUAUUCUUCACAUCAGAAACUAUCCAUCCUUAGGGCUCUGUCAAAUUUACUAUGAAUUGAAGAGUAGGGGAAAUAUUUCUGUCUUUAAUCAAUUUCAGCAACGUCCAAUAAUCUUCAAAAACAGAUCAAAAAGCCUCUGUUUGUCAUUCAGAGCCCUUCAUGACCUUGUCCCUCCUUCACUCCCACACUAUGUACUCUGUGAUUCAGUGAUUGUGGCCUCCUUGAUAUUCCCUGUACAAGAAACUCCAUCUCUCUGGAUUGUGGAUUUUCAUUGUAUAUUCCUCAUGCCUGGAAUUCUUUCUCUCUUCAUUUCCACUUACUGACUUCCCUGACUUCUUUCAAGUCCUUCCUAAAAUACCACCUUUUACAUGAAGCUUUUCCCAAACCCUCUUGUUACUAGUACUUUUCCUUUGUGGAUUAUCUCCAAUUUAUCUUGGAUGUAACUUGUUUGUAAAAAGUUGUUUGCAUAUUGUACUUCCUAUUAGAUUUUGAGCUACUUGAGAGCAGAGAUGGUCUUUUACCUUCUUUUGUAUCCCCAGCACUUAGCACAGGGCCUAGAAUAUAGUAGGUACUUAAUACUUGUUGACUAACUGAUUGACUACGAGCAGGCUCAUUAACCCAGCUGAGAAUGAGAGUUUGGAGAUUAGUAGGCAACUGGCAUUGGCUUGUGUGCUGCCCUGAUUCUCUGAAAUCUUAGCUCACCUUUUGGUGUGCGCCUACUGGAAAUCCCUCUGACUAGUAUUAGUGCAAUCACAUUCAUAUCCAAAUAUUUUCUGACUUUGAACCUCCACAAAAUUGUCUGCUCAAUUGCCCCCUCAAAAGUCUAGUUGUGGGGCAGCUAGAUGGUGCAGUGGAUAGAGCACUGGCCCUGGAAUCAGAAGGACCUAAGUUCAAAUCCAGCCUCAGACACUUAACACUUACUAGCUGUGUGACUCUGGGCAAGUCACUUAACCCCAAUUGCCUCACUAAAAAAAAAAAAAGAAAGAAAGAAAAGUCUAGUUGUAGGGUAACAGAUGAAAUUCCCAUUCCUCUUUGAAUGAGUCCACCUUUUCUAUUUGCUACAACUAAGCAGAGAUAUUCAUUGGGAACUUACAUACUUGAUGCUGUGGUAUUGCUUGGAAAAUGAAAGAUAACUCGAUACAGGAGAGGUUCCUUUCCCAAUUACCAAUAACUUACUGGUGACAAUGCAACACCUUAUUGCCCCAGGACAGAAGGUUAAGUAAUGUAGCUCAAAUGAUCUUCAGUUGAUUCUUCUCUAAAUCAUUAAAUUAUCUGGUUCUCAGUGCUUAUGUUAGUGGAUUAAUGUGUUCAUGGCCAUGUCAGAUGCUUCUAUUAAAGUGAAAAGUGUGUAAUGAUCAGAAAAAAUAGUUAUGAUCUGUAAAGUAUUUCUUAAUUAUUUCUGUGUUUUUUUAUUUAUUUGCAAUUUCUCUGUGCCCUAAAUUGACAUGGUCAAUUUUUGUAAAAGUUAUAUGUGCUACUGUGAAAUGUGCAUAUUCUUUUGCAGUGCCAUCUUCUGCACAAGACGGCAGAAGUCUUUCUAGUUUCUCCAGUAAUUUGUUCAGUUCCUUAUUUUUCUUUUUGUUUAUAUUCCUAUUAAAAUCAUU
This is a messenger RNA of Dromiciops gliroides (monito del monte), 4659 nucleotides long. Its product is annotated as E3 ubiquitin-protein ligase DTX3L-like. Lineage: Eukaryota; Metazoa; Chordata; Mammalia; Microbiotheria; Microbiotheriidae. The coding region runs from base 199 to 2574 and encodes 791 amino acids. Gene Ontology annotation, biological process: Notch signaling pathway; protein ubiquitination. The transcript has 2 exons. The record is from RefSeq and is a predicted model, not a curated record.